Molecule: messenger RNA, 4791 nt
Organism: Zootermopsis nevadensis
Lineage: Eukaryota; Metazoa; Arthropoda; Insecta; Blattodea; Termopsidae
Source: RefSeq, a predicted model, not a curated record
GCAGACCAGGCAAUGGAAGUGAUUCCAGUACUGAACUUGCUUAUAUUUACUGGGAUAUAUCUCAUCAUUAGUUCUAACAUGGCUGAGGCUGUAGAGUGCUACAUAUGCAGUUGGAACCCAUCAGAUUACAAGAACGGCAACAAGGACGAUAACCAUGACUAUGGUGAUGUCUGCUCUGUGGGCCACUUCGACCCACAAAGAGUUCGGACACAUAAGUGUAGCAGAGGUUGUGAGAUAGUCAGCAUGAAGGACCCCAAUGGGGUUCUAGAAAUGUACUACAGAAAUUGUGUCACCAACAAGGAGAUCACCUACGCUUAUAUUAAGAAGAAGUCAAAAAUAAAUGAUGAAGAAGUCUACACAUGUGACUUUGAUUUGUGCAAUACAGCUAAUACAGGGAGAUGCUUACACCUAUUUUUGUUAGUAGUUUCAAUGUUGGUAUUGCCAGUUCACUGGUUGUUCAUGUAAAAUACUAUCCUCAAUGCAAAGUAUGAGAGUACAAAUCCCAAGUCCCUACUUUUCAAUGUACUGUACAAAAGCUGGUAAUCAGGGGUCAAAUUAAGAAAUAGGUUAUGUUUGUGCAGGCUUAUGAAGCCACUGUCUAUUUUUGACUUUUUGAUUUGUUAAGCUAUUUUGUCGCACUCAUCACUGACAUUCUAUCUAUGGCCUUCUUCAGCACUACCAUUCCAUAGCAUAACAAAAACAUGAAUGUUGCUUUUUACCUUCCAAAAGACCAUAAAGAAUGUUCUUCAGCUGGUACUAUGAAGAUCAAAUUGAAUUAAAAACUGUGAAGAGAAAGAACCACAUAAGAGGGAAUGGUUUUAUAGAAGUAAAUGUUAGAACUGCCUAGCUUUUCAAGGUGAAAAAUGUAUUUCUCACUUCAGAAUGAACCUGAAAGAUUUCCUGUAAUAAGAAAGUUAGGAAAUGUUAUACUAAUUAAAUAUUAGCUGUGUAAAUAAAUACUUCAUUUAGGGUGGCAGUGUUACUGCCAAAAAGACUAGUGAUGUGUAUGUGAAGUACUGAGUACAGAUAUAAGAAGCUGUAAGUUUCUCAGCAAAGAGGAAGGAUGAGAGAAGAAUCAGAGUACUUAAUAAGAAUAAGGACAAGUGAAAACAACACUAAACAUAUCACAUAUUUCCAGCAAACCCUUCACUGAGAAACUGACAUGACAUGAGUAUUUCUUGCUGCAGUCAUUCACUGCCAAUUUCUCUGAUUAAAUUAUGCAGCAAGUUCUAUUCCUGUCCUUAUUCUGUUAAGUGCUUUAAAGUCAUAAUUUUUAAAUCUGUCUUGUUCUUAUUUUUCACUAGAUGCAAUCAUUUCUAAUCAAAACAAAAAUUACAGACUUUUCAAAGUAGUGCAAUGCCCCCAAAACAAAAAGAUCUAACAAUCAAACACCCAGAACCACAAAUAACAAAAUUAAAUACAUGAUAUGCUGACCAGAUGAUGUAUGGAUUCAAAUUGACUUCGUAUCUUAACUACAUUUCAUGCAUGAAAAUAAAAGUAUAAUUAGAUGCAUUUUCAUCCUCUGUUUUCAAUUCACGUGGCCAGGAACCACCUCAAAAUUUUUUCUCUGGGUGACCAGUAAUAUUUAAAUUUCACAUAUUUUGAGCAAACAAUAUUACUGAUAAAAAUAGCUGCUACAGUGAAAAUUUUAAACAUCAUGACAAAUUGGUGCUAGGGGUUUGUUGAGGCCUGGUUUUAUUCACAUGACAAUGUUUUGGCCAGAAGUUUGACUAUAAGAUCAUCCUCAUGUCUGAAUCACCUUCCGUAUGAGGAAGGAGAUGUGGUUUCACUCCUACAUCCUAUCUGUCUUCCAUUCCUAGACACUGUGGCCACUCAUGCAUAUUAGUAUAGUAUAACAUAUUAAAUUCUGUUUUAGUUAUAUGUCAGACUAAAGAGGCUUGCGUUUCUGAAAAGGGUAGGAGUUGCUAAUAUAAAUUCAUUACUAUAUAAUGACAAGAUGAAGAUGUUACCAACAAUGGUAAUGAUCAUUAGUCUGAAUUUUUACAAUCAAUAAUUAAAAUCAAUAUUAAUAACAAAAUACCAAAAUACACUUCUAAUUAAUUUAAUAUUGCAUGGCCUUAAGCAGUUCACUAAAUCAUGUGCAGUCUAUAUAUGAAUAUAUGAAAUAAUGUGUUUUCAAAGACCAGUACCUGAAAAGGUAAAUAAUAUAUAUGUAAAAUUGAUGAAUUAGGACUGAAUGCUUUAUAUAGAAAACUUCUAAAUAUAUAUUUGCACAACUGUUGCAACACUUACAGUUUUAUCAAAAGUUUACUGUCCUUUUUCACACUGUUUUAUUUGUACUAUUAUAUUUUUUAUACUUUCUUACGUAACUUUACUCAGUGAUGGAUGUAAUAUUAACCAUGAUUCAUGGUGAAUGUUUCACCUAACAAACUGAAAGUUUUUAAGGGAACAACUGAUGGUUAUUCAGCUGAUCAGGAAAUUACCUGUUACCAACAAACACUGACCUGAGCCACCCCAAUUCAGUUAUUCACAAACAGUCUCUACGAUUCACUUCAUUGUUAUAACCUCAUCUACACCUAGGUAUCAAAACAGGCUUCAUUCAGUGGUGUUUCCAACCAUCAUUCUGCUGCAUGGAUAUGUAUAUUAGGAAUUCUUAUAUAAAACAAAAAAUAAAAUUAAUAUAUGUGAAGGUCAUAUCCAUCUAUCUAUCCAACCAUAACCUAGCCGAAGUGGUACUCUCACUGAACAUAUGUAGAAAAGUCAUGUCAAUGGUACACAAACCACAGUUAUUACUCUUAAAUUCCUAAUAACAAUAUCAACGAGGCAAUCAUUACAAUCUUCAAAUGGGACCAACUCUAGCACCAUUCAAUGUAGAAAAGUAGGGUUGUUGCCUCGUAAAGGCAACUGAGAAAUGUUAUAAACUCUAGAGAAUAUAAUGCCUGUAUAGGUACAAUAAGCAAUCACCUUCCCCCUCAUGAUCUAAUUCACCUGUCACACACUCAUAAACAAAUAAAACUUGUUUCAAAUUCUGGGAGGAUAGAAUUAUCAUAUUAAACUUCAUGUUAUCAAUUUUCACAUUUGAAACUACAGAUCUUAAGUAAUGCUAACAAUUCAAUGUCAUUAAAUGGCUAUUAAGGGCUCUUGGAGUCCACAGUGUAUGCUUUAGGCAUUACUACAUAGCGCUUACAGUUUUAGAAAUUACAUGAUGGUAUUCUUGCUCUGAUGUCCGCUAUUUUAGAAAGAAGUAAAUACAGUUUAGAUUAGCAGUAAUGAAUUUGAUGCUAUCAAUCUUAUGUUCUGCAUAUAUUAGUGUUAAAAUUACUCUCUAUUAUCACGGAUUAAAAAUGAAAUGAAGAAAAUACACACAACUAAACCAUCAGCAUUGUAAAAUGCACAUAAAUUAAAUUGAAAUGAAGUCAUAUUUUACAUGCCAGGCUUCUAUCUUGAAAAACUGGAAGAGGUCUCUCUUAUAUGUAAUUUGUACAUGGCCAAUGAAUUGAAAAGUGUUAUGGAUGUAGAACAGUUAUCUUCCACAGUCUCCAUUACAUCAUGUGACAGUUUUGCAGAAUACAUCUCUAGGUAUUUUAACAAAGAAAAUUAUGUUAAAAUGACUCAAUAAUCUAAUAACAAUGGAUGCUGAUUAUGCCUAGUAUUAUUUAUGACCUUGUUUAUUAAAUUCAGAUCUGUACUUCACAUGUCAAUCAUUCUGUGGGUUACUAUUCACAAUGGAUCUAAGUUAUCACUAUCAUUCUAUCCAUUCAAAUGAAACAUUUCACAAGUUCCCAACAAUAUAAUUUUUGAAGCAUGUAUCUUCCUCUGUAACUCUCUCUUGAUGUCAACAAGAUCAGAAAGGUUUACUCUCUAGAGUACACUGAAAUUCCAGUGGUGUUCUUCAUGUCACAUCAAGAAGGUCACUGUAGCACUAAUGUGCAAUGUGAUCCCAGGCCAUUGGUGCAUGACACAGUCAUCCAACAAUUACCUUAGGCCACUGAUUACUGUGAUCCAAGGUCCCAUUGUUCUACAACAGUUUGAACACCCGGACCCCACUGUUGCAAGAAAUGAGGCAUAAGGUGUUUGUGCUGAGAGCAUGAAGAACACCUAAAACGUUAUGUACAAAAUUUUAUUUUCCUACAGUAUAAUAAUAGUAUCCAGAAUCUAGUUUUAGAUGAAUCUGUUCAUAAUAUAAUGCCGAUUAAGAUGAACAGCCAUUCUAAAUGCAAACAAACUAUUUAUCCUAUGAUUUUAUACAUGACUUGUCACUCUUUUUUUAAGAGGUUGAAUGUUCUACUGUUACCUAUAUUUAUACAUAUAUAACCAAAUUUUAAUUUAAACAACAUUUUCAUUGCCCACAUGCAUAUAGUAUUGCAUUAAUUUCCUAAUAAUAGACUUUAAAAUGUUCGUAUUCUAAGAACUCAGCUGAGAAAAUUUAGAAUAUGAAGUGAACUAUAAAUAUCUAUGUAAAAUUCCUAAUUUGUUAUUUAUCUGACAUAGCUAAUUGCAAUUUUAAAUUUCCUUCAGUCGGAAUAUGUAUAGCGCUCUGUUUUAUACAAUUAGGAUUUAAAAAAUCAUUCCAGUGUAUUAUUAAGUGUUCUAUUUCUUUCCUAUCUGUAUUUAUUGCAAAGUAUGUUUAACUUGUUUGAUGAAACUGUAUUUUAAUAACUUCAUAGAAACAAUGUAUUAAAAUAACCUUCCAAAUAUUUAUGUUAAUGUCAACCUGGACUCCCAAAUGGUCUCUGUAACGCAUUCAAACUAACCUUUGUAAGUAUCUUUAAUUUUUAAGUAUGUACUAUGUACUCCACCCACCUUAACAUAUUUGAUUUCACAAAAGUA